AUGGUUGUCCCGGCUGUCCCCUGGGAGGCGGGAGCAGCUGGCUGGGCCACCAGGUACGCAAAGUUAGGCUGCUGCCCCGGAGCGACUCCAGCGGGGGAGAGCACCCAGCCCAGCUCUCCGGAUCUGCGGUCCUCGGAGACCAAGCGACAAAGUCGCAAGCUCACCUUAGAUCUCCAGCCAGUGGUGCGGCGGGGCCGGAGUGCCCCGUCCCUGGGGACCUGGUCCACGCGCGUGCGUCCCCAGAGCCGUGGAGAGUCCGGACUAGCGAGUGUCAGCCGCACAGCCGAUUCCCAGGAGCGAGCAGGAGCCUGGCAAGUGCCCGGGAGCACAGCGGGGCGCGCAGCCGCCGUCCACCGCUCCUGCUCGCUGUCCCCGCCACCCGCCCGCGCUCCGGGCGCAGCCCGCGCGUCCCUCGCCCCUGCAGUGCGCGCUGCCCGGAGCCGAGCGGAGCGGGGCGGCGCGGGCCCCCGCCCUGGGCCGGGCUUUCCCAGAACUCGCCCGCGGGGUGAGAGGCCGCGAGCGCCACCGCGGGCCGCCGGGCGACCAGGGGAGCGGCUAGUGCCUGGCCCGCCCCCGACUCGGCUGGAUGGGGCCCGCCCCCACCACCCUGCCACCCCAUCCUAG
Messenger RNA from Apodemus sylvaticus (European woodmouse), 624 nucleotides. RefSeq lists its product as uncharacterized. The coding region runs from base 1 to 624 and encodes 207 amino acids. The record is from RefSeq and is a predicted model, not a curated record. The transcript has a single exon. NCBI's taxonomy places the organism in Eukaryota, Metazoa, Chordata, Mammalia, Rodentia, Muridae.